AUGCAUGUGGAAGUCAGAGACAGAGUGUUCUUUCAACCCAAAGUUGCAUGGGGAGUCGGAAAGCAAAUGAGCAAUGAGGGUGGAUUGCAAUUGUGUUGUAAACGCGGCGUUCCAAAUAUGGUAACCCGCUUCAGCGGUUCACUCGCAACCCAGAUAAUCUGCAACACCCAAAGCAUUACAUACAAGUUUCUGGAGUUCAUGGGAAGCAGAAGGGGAAAGGAGGAAGUCAAACAGGAAUCGGAGAUAAUUAUCGAUAUGAACAAAUUUCGCCCAGGCGUUGGUGCAUGCACUGAAGGCACUCAAGUAGCAGUCCCCAUUGACAAUAUGAUGCAGAAGCGUGAAACAGGGAUCAUUGAUCGUUACAGGAUGUGUAAAAAGUCCGAAGGAGAAGAAGUGGAAGUGGUGGACAAAAAAGCGAAAGGUGAGAAAGCAUGGGGAGCUGCACUGUCUGAUGGAGUGGCCAUAGGAGAGGAAAGAAGCAAGUUGAGGGGUAACUGGAAUGUUUUAAAAGGCAAGGAAAAUUGGGCCAACUCAGGUUUCAACACAUGUGCAAUGGUAAUAGAACAUGAAAGGGAAUGGUUAGGACCGAAGAGGACCUCGGGAAGCAAUGGAAUAUGCAAUAAUAGAGGACCUUUUUGCACGGCAAUUCAGUCUAAGCCCACAAGACCCGCUACUCUGUAG
Cantharellus anzutake is the source of this 681-nucleotide messenger RNA. RefSeq lists its product as uncharacterized. The transcript has 3 exons. The record is from RefSeq and is a predicted model, not a curated record. Bases 1 to 681 code for a protein of 226 amino acids. Lineage: Eukaryota; Fungi; Basidiomycota; Agaricomycetes; Cantharellales; Hydnaceae.